Molecule: messenger RNA, 897 nt
Organism: Aedes aegypti (yellow fever mosquito)
Lineage: Eukaryota; Metazoa; Arthropoda; Insecta; Diptera; Culicidae
Gene: Sod2
Product: superoxide dismutase [Mn], mitochondrial
Exons: 5
Coding region: 130-789 (219 amino acids)
Biological process (GO): superoxide metabolic process
Cellular component (GO): mitochondrion
Molecular function (GO): superoxide dismutase activity; metal ion binding
Source: RefSeq, a predicted model, not a curated record
CCGGCAUGACAUAACGGUUUGAUCACUCUGACAAUAAUGAAAGCUUGUGCUGACCAUCUCGUAAAAUCCUUGCGAGAUCACUCCUGUAAACUUUGUUGUUCAAUCAGAUCGUAAAUUUUGCUGCUUACAAUGUUGGCUCUUCGCAGUGCUGUUCUGGUAUCUACCAGAAAUGUUGCAGCUGUUCUGGGAUGUCGCAACAAGCAUACCCUGCCGGAUCUUCCGUACGACUUUGGCGCUCUGGAGCCGGUCAUCUGCCGUGAAAUCAUGGAGGUUCACCACCAGAAGCACCACAAUGCCUAUGUGACCAAUUUAAACGCCGCCGAGGAGCAGUUGGCGGAAGCCGUUGCAAAGAAGGACACUUCCAAGAUCAUUCAGCUGGGUGGUGCACUCAAGUUCAACGGCGGUGGUCACAUCAACCAUUCGAUUUUCUGGAAGAAUCUCUCGCCGGAACGCUCGGAUCCGUCGGCGGAGCUGAAGAAGCUGUUGGAGCGCGACUUCCACGGAUUGGAAAACUUCAAAAAGGAAAUGAAAGCCGCCGCUGUUGCCGUGCAGGGAUCCGGUUGGGCAUGGCUGGGCUAUAAUCAGAAGACGAAAGCCCUGCAGGUGGCCGCCUGCCCUAACCAGGACCCGCUGCAAGCUACUACGGGAUUGGUUCCACUGUUGGGAAUCGACGUUUGGGAGCAUGCGUACUAUUUGCAGUACAAAAAUCUCCGGCCGAACUACGUUGAUGCUAUUUGGGAUGUCGUCAACUGGAAGGAUGUUUCCGAACGUCUGGCCAAGGCACAAUAAACGAAGGGUAAGUUUGUGCUCGAAUAUGUUUGUGUAAUAAUAGCAGCUCUCAAAAUUUGUUCUACGUAGAGAGUAUCUUCGGAAUAAAGUAAUACAGGAAAUGCAAAA